Molecule: messenger RNA, 2753 nt
Organism: Cadophora gregata
Lineage: Eukaryota; Fungi; Ascomycota; Leotiomycetes; Helotiales; Ploettnerulaceae
Exons: 2
Coding region: 60-2753 (897 amino acids)
Molecular function (GO): ATP binding; zinc ion binding; hydrolase activity, acting on acid anhydrides, in phosphorus-containing anhydrides
Source: RefSeq, a predicted model, not a curated record
ACGCGUCUCCGAAAAGUUUAAGCCAUCAGACAAGUCAUCAACUAUCAACAUCAUUCAAGAUGUCCAGAAAGCGCGCUGCAUCGUUUGUUGAUCUCACAGGCUCGGCAUCAGAAGAUGAAAAUGCUGGCCCGCAACGAAAGCAAGCGCGUACUACCGGCAAUCCCAUCCCAGGUACACAGCCGCGAGCAAGCCAGUCCUUGACGCGCGAUGCGUGGGGCGCGGAAGUCGAUGAAGAAGAUGAGAUUAUUGGCUCAACUCAGGAUCCUGAUGAGGGCUUUGGAUGGGUCUGUGUUGGAGCCAUUGAUGGCAAAAUCGUUGGUAUCAGAUAUUACAACGGUUAUGCCACGCCUGGUGAACAGGUCAUGAUUAAGAGAGAGCCAGGAAAUCCAUACGAUUCGAACGCAAUUCGUAUCAACAAUGUUCAGGGAACCCAGAUUGGACAUUUACCUCGAGAUCUGGCUUCGAAGCUCGCAGGCUUUCUGGACUCAAGAGCUAUCAUCCUGGAAGGUAUUCUUGCUGGAGAAAAAGGUCAAUGGGACUGCCCUAUACGUCUGCGAGUAUACGGUCCAGGUGAUCCAGCUGCCCGAAAGCUCCUUGAAGAUAACAUGAAAGCGAAGCGGGUGCCCAUCAAAAAGCAGGGAAUAGCAGCACCCAAAAAGCCAACUGUUCCCGUACCGCCGCCAAGGAGACAGCAAAUGGGUUUCCAGAGCUCCCAGUCAUCAAGCAGUCAGCCCGAACCAGAGCCAGAAAUCGAUAUCCAGCAUUUUGUGGCGAAUAGUGAACGCUUCAAACCUCGUGAUGUUGAGAAGUUGGUCGAGGCUUGGGGACAAGGUGAAGAGGCUUUGUCCAAGAUGCCGAUGGCUGAGCAGCCUGAAGAUCUGAUUGCGACACUACUUCCGUAUCAGCGUCAAGGUCUGGCUUGGAUGCUGGAGAAAGAGAACCCAACGCUUCCUGCCGCUGGAUCCACCGAUGUUGUACAGCUGUGGAAGAGACAUGGAUCUCGCCCAAAUGCAUUCCAGAACAUUGCUACGCAGUUUGUUACUUCAGAGAAACCAGCUUUGGCCAGAGGCGGUAUCCUUGCGGACGACAUGGGUCUCGGAAAGACUCUUCAGGUUAUCAGUACGAUUCUCGAAGGAGGUCCUGGCUCAACCUUGAUCAUUGCUCCAGUUAGUGUAAUGUCCAAUUGGGCCCAACAAAUCGAGCGACAUGUCAAGAAGGAACGUAACAUGAAAGUCCUUACAUAUCACGGCAGUGGUCGCAAACGGAUGACCUUCGAAGACUUCUCAGAAUACGACGUCGUUAUCACUACAUACGGCACAUUAAGCACGGAAUAUCUUCCCAGAAACACCAAGAACCCAGAGAAACUUCCUCGAAAGGAGGGAAUCUUCUCCAUGAACUGGACCCGUAUCGUGCUCGACGAAGGCCACACCAUUCGCAAUCCCAGCACUAAGUCCGCCAUUGCUGCUACUGCUUGUCUUGCAAAAUGCCGAUGGGUCUUGACAGGCACACCCAUCGUCAACACAAUCAAAGAUCUUUACUCAAUGCUCAAAUUCCUUGGCAUAACCGGCGGUCUCGAGCGCCUGGAGCUCUUUAACGCGAUCCUCACCCGCCCCCUCGGAUAUGGCGACCGCAACGCCGACCUGAUCCUCCACUCCAUCAUGCGAACGAUGUGUCUCCGCCGUAAGAAAGACAUGGCUUUCGUGGACCUCAAACUCCCUGAACUCUCAGAAUAUGUCCACCGCAUCGCCUUCCGCAAAGACGAGCGCGAGAAAUACGACGCUCUGCAAGCCGAAGCACAAGGUAUGGUGCAGAAGCUCAAAGCCGCAAAACCAGGACAGAACGUCUACCGGCACGUUCUAGAAGUGCUGCUCCGUAUGCGUCAAGUCUGCUGCCACUGGAAACUGUGCGGUACACGCGUAACGGAUCUGUUAGCCUUGCUAGAGAACGACGAGGUCGUUGCACUUACGAAAGAGAAUGUCACUGCUUUACAAGCUUUACUCCGACUCACCAUCGACUCUCACGAAGAAUGUUCCAUCUGUCUCGAUGAGCUGCACAACCCAGUAAUCACAGCAUGCAAGCACGUCUUCGGGCAAGAAUGCAUCGAGCGGACCAUCGAACUGCAGCAUAAAUGCCCAAUGUGCCGCGCCGAACUUAAAGACAAGGAUUGUCUCGUUCAUCCUGCCGUUGAGGAAUCAGCUGUCAAGGACGAAGAUAUUGACGUUGACACGAAGAGUAGUAAGACGGAGGCGCUGAUGAGUAUCCUUAUCGCGUCAAGGAGAGAUCCGAAAUCUAAGGUUGUUAUUUUCUCGCAGUGGACUUCGUUCCUUGAUAUCAUACAAGCACAACUCGUCGAAAAAGACAUGAAGUUUGCGCGCAUCGAUGGAAGCAUGUCAGCCACUAUCCGGGACAAAGGCAUGACUGCGUUAGAAAGCGAUCCGGAUUGUCGGAUAUUGCUCGCCAGUUUGGCCGUUUGUUCCGUAGGCUUGAACCUCGUUGCUGCCGACACGGUCAUUCUGGCUGAUAGUUGGUGGGCACCAGCUAUUGAGGAUCAGGCUGUGGAUCGGGUGCAUAGAUUGGGUCAGACGAGACCGUGUACGGUAUGGAGAUUGGUGAUGGAGGACAGUAUUGAGGAGCGGGUACUGGAUAUUCAGGCGGAGAAGAGAUUGCUGGUUGGGAAGGCGUUCCAGGAGAAGGCGAAGGGUGGGAAGCAAAAGACUACCAGGAUGGGAGAUAUCUUGAAGUUGCUGGGUUAG